GCCAAAGGUGUUCUUGUUGGGUUUGGAACGGUUUGGAAUUGAGAACGAAUUUUCGUCGUCGUGGUUCUGUUCCUUAUUAUUUAAUGCUAUUGGAAUUCCAUAAAAAAACAGAAGAGUCAUGAAUUCUUCAUUGAAAAUCGAUAGAAAGUGCAUAGCUGAAGCUGUUUUACCAUCACAGGAGCCAUUAUUGGAUUUUUCAGCUGGAUAUGUGUUACCUGAUGAAAUUUCUCUACCUUCUAUUAACCUCGAAGAAAUUGGAAAUAUCGACAUAACUUUAUCUAUUCUGGAUGCUGAAAGAUUGAAUAAGGCUUUUUUAGAAAGACAGCAAGAUGCAGGUGCCUCACCAACUCUGUUCCCUUCCUCAGGGAAACACACUUUUGAAAAGUGUUCUGAUAAAAUGAUUUUAUCAACACUAGAGAACUUCGACAUAAGUUCUCUAGUCAUCAAGAUGUUAGGAUUACCUGUAUCUAAAUCUAUGGAUUUUAAAGCAAAGUUUGAUAAGCUGAUGCUGUUUGAGGUAGAUGGGCAGUACACUCAUACCUUUGAUUCAGGAAAAGAAUCUGGAACAUUCGGUACGGCGAUUCUUCAGUUGCCCGUAAAUGGAGGACACGAUGGUGGAAAUUUUAAUUUAGAAUAUAAAGGAAGGAAAGCCACCUAUGAAGAUCAGGUUGAUAGCCAUAAGCUUUCCUCUCUGUCUUCGUUUUACGACAGCUGCCACUAUGUAAUGAAGCCGAUUACGCGAGGCUGGAAGUUGACACUCGUCUUCAACCUGGUGUGGACCAAUUCCACAAUUGUGAUGCCAACCGACUUCUUAGUCUUUCUGAAAUCACUGAAGAAAUUAGAAGAAGCACUCAUUUCUUGGGUUCCCCAGCGAAAAGAAGAUGUAUUUUCUACCGAAGUUCAACAAUUGCUCAAAGAAAACGUCAAAAUCCCACUUAUUACUUGGAUUGACGAUAAAAUCGUUUCAUGCAAUGAGAAAGCAGAAGACACGAAUAUUGAAGAUUCUGAAGACUUGAAAAUGACGAUAAUUCUGAAAACGAAUCCGAUUCCGACCCUUCCGAUUUUUGGUAUGACGACGAAACAGAUUGCCAUUGCGAUAAAAAAAUCUCAACCAGGAAAUGUGAAGAAGAAAAUGUAUUGUUCUUUGUUCUUGGAGAAAAGUAUUUUGAGAAUAGUCUCAUGUUUCAUCACCUUCAAGGGAACGACCGAAUCUUAG
Daphnia pulicaria is the source of this 1216-nucleotide messenger RNA. RefSeq lists its product as uncharacterized. NCBI's taxonomy places the organism in Eukaryota, Metazoa, Arthropoda, Branchiopoda, Diplostraca, Daphniidae. Bases 119 to 1216 code for a protein of 365 amino acids. The record is from RefSeq and is a predicted model, not a curated record. The transcript has 4 exons.